Molecule: messenger RNA, 356 nt
Organism: Vollenhovia emeryi
Lineage: Eukaryota; Metazoa; Arthropoda; Insecta; Hymenoptera; Formicidae
Product: odorant receptor Or2-like
Exons: 3
Coding region: 1-264 (87 amino acids)
Biological process (GO): detection of chemical stimulus involved in sensory perception of smell; sensory perception of smell
Cellular component (GO): plasma membrane
Molecular function (GO): olfactory receptor activity; odorant binding
Source: RefSeq, a predicted model, not a curated record
AUGUGCAUUUAUUGUGCUGUUGGCGAAUUGUUAACCACUCAGUGUGACCAAAUCCAUCAUGCUGUAUAUUUAAAUAAAUGGUACACUAUCGAUCCAAGAAAAGCCUGGAACUUAAUUCUUUUAAUGAUAAGAUCCAAUAAGCCUCUUUAUCUUAAUAUUGGUAAAGUGUUUCCGUUGACAAUGGCUACAUUUUGUAACUUAUUGAAAACGUCAGCUGGUUACUUAUCCGUAUUACUUACUACAAGAAAUCAAUCGAAAAUGUGAAAUAAAUACUCGAAUUAUAGAUUUGACCAAAGAGUUGGUCAACUAAUUUAAAUUUUGUGAUAUAUAAUAGAAUUGAAGUUUAGUAUAAAAUU